AUGUCUACAUUUGAUCAAUCUUCUAAAAUCCCGCCGCUUACGGCAGUCAACAAUGCUAGCUCACAACGAAAUCUAGAAAGUAUUACACUGAUUUGGUAUGAUCCAAAUAUUGAUGAAACUAACGGCACGAAACAGACAAUGAAUGAAUUGAGAGAAAUAAACAAUAGUGUAGUGUUUCAUACUGAUUUAGACGCUUGUAUUGGUUACAUUAAAAACGUUACCGCUGAAAAAAUAUUUCUUGUUACAUCUGGAAAAUUUGCUGAAAGGAUUUUAGAAAAAAAUCAUGAAUUAUCACAAGUUGAUUCAAUAUUUAUUUUCUGUUCUAAACCUGAUCGAUACGAAAAGCUUAUACAAAAAUAUUCCAAAUUAAUUGGAAUUUAUGUCCAACGUCAAGAUUUACUAAAUUCUCUGAGAGAAAAUAUUAUUCUAGUUGAAAAACAUUUAGAAACAUUUAGUUUUUAUAGUCAACAUAAACAAAAAUCUACAAGAGAUCUGUCUAAAGAAUCAGCUGAAUUUCUAUGGUUUCAAAUGUUCAAAGAUGUCAUUUUGAGAUUGCCGAGAGAUAGUCAUGCGAAACAACAAAUGAUUGAAUUUUGUCGAUAUUAUUAUUAUGGAAACGAAAAAGAAUUAAAAUUUAUUUGUGAAUUUGCACGCGAUUAUAAAUCGAACAUGGCUAUCAGAUGGUAUACUAAAGAGACAUUUCUCUAUAAAACUGUCAAUAAAGUAUUACGAACUGAAGAUCUUGAACAAUUACAUACAUUUCGAUUUUUUAUUGCUGAUCUAUCAUUGAAUCUUUCUACUGAAUAUGAAAAAUUGAUAAGAAAAGGUGAAAAAAUCAUUAUGCUUUAUCGCGGACUAAAAAUGGAAAAAGAAGAAUUAGAAACUUUAAAACAAAAUGAACAUAGUUUAAUUUCAACAAAUGGCUUCCUAUCAACAAGUCGUUCGAAAGAGCAAGCACUCGCGUUCGCUCAAAAACCGACCAAACGUACAGAUACUAUUGCUGUUCUCUAUGAAAUUGAAUGUAAUAUAGAACAAACUGAUUCAAUUAUUUUUGCUGAUAUUGCAAAAUUCAGUGAUUAUCCCAACGAAGCAGAAGUUUUAUUCGAUCUUGGGUCAACAUUUGAAAUAAUUUCUGCCAAAAAAAAUGCAGAAUUAAAUUUAUACUUAGUUAAACUAAAAGCUAGUGAUAAAGGAUCUAAAGUUGCUAAGGAAUAUAUUGAAUUAAAUAGAAAAGAUGAAGACGAAACUAGUCUUGAACUCAUAUUUGGUAAAUUAUUAAUUGAUAUGGGACAAUAUGAUCAAUCGUUAAAAUAUUUUCAAAGUUUGUUGGUAAAUGAUCAAACACAAAAGGAUGAUAUCGCUAAAAUUAAUAAUCUAAUUGGAUCGACAUAUUAUAAUAAAGGUGAUCUUGACAAAGCACUUGAGUACUAUCAACUGGCUUAUGAUUUAAUGAUGAAUGAUAAACCAAUACGAAUAAAAGAUUCCGCAAGACCAUUAACAAAUAUAGGUCUUAUUUAUCAUCGAAAAGGCCAAUACAGCCGUGCACUUGAAUUAUAUCUGAAAUCCAUAGAAAUAUUUGAAACAUACUACGGAAAGGAACAUAUAACAGCAACAAAAACACUGACGAAUAUUGGUAAUAUAUAUACAGAAAGUAGACAAUAUCAUCGUGCAUUACAAUAUUAUAAAAAUAUACGAAGAAUUCAACAGCUAUACUUACCAUCUGAUCAUCUUGCGACUGCUAUGACAUUGAACAACAUUGCAGUCGUGUAUACAAAAAUGAACGCAAUCGAUCGUGCACUUGAAUAUUAUCAACAAUCAUUAGAUAUGAAAAAAAGAAUACUUCCACCCGAUCACAACGAUAUCAGGGUGACAAUGGCUAAUAUAGCAGAUAUAAAUACAGAGAUAAAUCGGCUUCACUAUCCAGUAUCAUACAGCAAGAUGUGCCAGGCUUCCACGGCGAAGUCCACCAUUUUGACACAGAACAAGCCUCCGUUUAUACACACUAUUCCUGCCAACGCCAUAUGGGUACAGAACGGAAUAACCGUUGCUGGCAGUAAAGUGAGCGGGGAUGCCACUAAUCAGCUCAACUGGCCUUAUGAUCUCUUCGUUGAUGAUGAUCAAACAGUGUUUAUUGCUGACAACGGGAAUCAUCGUAUCAUGCAAUGGAAGAACGGUGGUACAACGAAUGGACAAGUUGUUGCUGGUGGCAAAGGCCAAGGAAAUGGAUUACAUCAAUUGAGUUAUCCAACAGAUGUAUUGAUCGACAAAGAGACGGAUAGUCUCAUUAUUUGCGAUCGAGAUAAUCGAAGAACUGUACGAUGGUCUCUUCGUAGUGGUGCAACACAAGGAGAAAUCCUCACAGGCCACAUUGAUUGUCGGGGAUUGGCUAUGGAUGAACAGAGAUAUCUCUACCUCUCUGACACCGAAAAACAUGAAGUAAGACGAUAUCAAUUGGGUGAGAAGAAUGGCACUCUCGUAGCUGGUGGUAAUGGUAAAGGUGGUGGUCGCAAUCAACUCAACGAGCCGACAUAUCUCUUUGUUGAUCGACAACGGAAUGUCUACGUAUCAGACAGCUCCAAUCAUCGUGUAAUGAAAUGGAAUAAAGGUGCAAAAGAAGGCAUUGUGAUCGCUGGAGGUCACGGUCAAGGGAAUGCUCUUACACAAUUGUCUCAUCCUAAUGGAAUCUUCGUUGAUACGUUGGGCACACUCUAUGUAGCAGACUCGCACAAUCAUCGUGUAAUGCGUUGGACUCAAGGAGACAAGAAACAAGGCACUGUAAUUGUGGGUGGAAAUGGCGAAGGAGAAGGAGGAAAUCAGUUCAACGGCCCCACUGGUUUGUCUUUCGAUCGACAUGGUAAUCUCUAUGUCGUCGACAUGGGUAAUCAUCGUGUUCAACGAUUUUCUAUCGAAUAA
Rotaria socialis is the source of this 2913-nucleotide messenger RNA. NCBI's taxonomy places the organism in Eukaryota, Metazoa, Rotifera, Eurotatoria, Philodinida, Philodinidae. The record is from the annotation of a GenBank genome assembly.